AUGCCCUCCCGAAUAGAAGAUUAUUAACUAAAUAAUCAUGAACGGUCAAGGCCAAAUGCUUUCAUUGAGAAUUCAAGAGAAGACAAAAGAGAUCUUUGCAAUUAGUAAUUGAUAGCUCUUCAUAAUGAGAUCCUCAAGAGAAGAAUCUUUACUGUAGAGUAGAUUGCCAAGGACCCUGAAACCUUUUUGAUGACUCAACAAAUUAAAAGAGAUCUUGAUAGCGCAAUGCUAAUUAAGCAAAGUAUAUUUACAUUUUCUUGUGCGUUAAAUCUAAAAAUUCAAAAUUUAGAUGUACACUUUGGACUCUACAUGAAGAGUGUUAUAAAUUUGGGAACUGAAAAGCACUGGCCUCUAGUGAUGAGAGCUGCAUCAUUGGAAGAUAUGGCUUGCUUUUGUAUGACUGAAUUAUCUCAUGGCUCAAAUGUUCAGGGACUCAAAACUAGAGCAACCUAUGAUCCAUCAACUAGGGAGUUUAUAUUGAAUACUCCCCGAGAUUAAGACAUGAAAUUUUGGAUUGGAAAUCUUGGUAAAACAGCUCAUAUUGGAGUUGUGUUUGCCUAACUUCAUACUCAAGGUAAAGGCUAAGGUGUCCAUGCUUUUGUCGUACCUCUCAGAGAUAGAAGGACACAUCAGCCCUUGCCUGGAGUUUUGAUUGGUGAUUGUGGAGCGAAAAUUGGCCAUCAUGGAAUUGAUAACGGAUUCUUGAAAUUCAGCGAUUAUAGGAUCAGCAAAGAUGCUUUACUAGAUAGAUUUUUCCAAGUAGCUGAUGAUGGAACAUACACAUCAAUCAUACCAACAAAAGGCAAAAGAUUUGCUUUCGUGCUUUCUUCCCUCAGUUUUGGUAGAACUAUGAUGGCUCAUGCCACAGUCAACAUUGGAUUUUAUGCAUUGAAUACAGCGAUCAGAUAUGGUCAUUUAAGAAGGUAGUUCUCAAACAAUAUGAAAAUUGGAGCUGAUGAGUCAGUUUUGAUAAACUAUCAAUUAUUCUAGUACAGAUUAAUACCAAGAUUAGCAAGAUGCUUUGUCCUUAGAUUCGGCCAAGAUGAAUUGGUCAGCAUGUAUUUUGACAAUAGAGACAAGUUAACAGAUCCUAAGUUCAAUGGACUUAAGUUAUUCCAUGCUUUAAUUACUUUUGCUAAAUCUCAUUUGAGCACUUGUGUCCAUAGAGAUCUUGAAGAAGUAAGACAGGCGCUUGGUGGAUUAGGAUAUUCCUAAUAUAGUGAAAUUGGUCCAUCAAUCAAUGACCAUGAUAUAAACUUAACAUGGGAGGGAGACAACAAAGUCCUACUGCAAUAGACAGCAAAAUUUGUUUUGAAAAACGCCUACAAUGUUAUGCAAAAUAAACCUGUAUAAGAUGAAAACCUAGCUUAUUUGAAGGAAUAUUUCGAAGAUAUGGAUGAAUACAAAGCUAAGAUUACUGAAGAUUUUAAAAGCAAUGAUAAUAUUGUAAGAGUAUUCAGAGGUAUGACAGCACAAACUACCUUCAAAGCUUUAAUGCAAAUGCAGUAGCAGUCACAACAGAAAGGGAUGUAUCAAGCCUAUCAAGAGAGCUUACCUUUCUCAUAAAAUGUACUCUCAGUCUUAUUUGGAGAAACUUUCUUCAUUGAAGCUUACCUUAGAAGAAUUAGCAAUGUUAAAGAUAAGGAGACAAGAGUUAUUUUUGACAAGUUGUUCCACUUAUAUGCCAACUAUACUAUUGUAGAUAAAUCAGGUGAUUUUAGAGAUUAAAAUUUCCUUUCAAGCGAGGCAAUAAACAUUUGCAAGCAGAAUGUUAUUGAUUUAUGUUCGGAAUUGAAGGAAGAGUUGAUCCCUCUCACUGAGAUUGCUGAGAUUGACAACACUAAUAUCUUCUCUUAUCCAGAUGCUUAUGAAAGAUUUAUCACCAAAGUUGUUCAAGCACCAAAUUCCUUUUCAAAACUCGAGAAUCGUGACAUAAUACUCAAAACACGUGGUAUCUGA
This is a messenger RNA of Stylonychia lemnae, 1959 nucleotides long. The record is from the annotation of a GenBank genome assembly. Lineage: Eukaryota; Ciliophora; Spirotrichea; Sporadotrichida; Oxytrichidae.